AAGGGGAGUAUUCCACUACUCUGGAAUCCAUAAACCUCCAACUAAACCCUACUUCCUUUUUCUAUUCUACACAUGAUUUUCACCAAAAACCUCCCAUAUUCCUCCUCUCUUCUAAAAUCACAAGCAAGCUACAAAUCAAUGGCGUUAUUCUCCAGCCUUCGAUCAAGAUCAAUUCUGCAACUGAGAAAGUACUCAUCUUCUCCAUCAUCAAUCUUAAGCCCAGAUUCAAAAACAAUCUUAUCUAGCAAACAGAAAUCUCGGGCAGCUCUCUCUCUCCUCAAAUCCGAAAAAAACCCAGAAAAAAUCCUCGACAUUUGCAGGGCAGCUUCACUUACCCCUGAAUCUCACCUUGAUCGCAUCUGUUUUUCUAUCGCCGUUUCUAAGCUUUCUGAGUCUAAUUACUUUGAGGGUAUCCGCGUUUUUCUAGAGGAGCUCAAGAAACGUCCUGAUUUGCAAAACGAGCGUUUUGUUUCUCACUCUAUUGUUCUUUAUGGACAAGCUGGUAUGAUCCAAAAUGCCAUUACUACUUUCGAGCAAAUGGAACAACUGGGUAUUCAGAGGACUGUCAAAUCACUCAAUUCUUUGUUGUUUUCUUGCAUUUUAGCCAAGAAACAUAAUGAGGUUAAGAGAAUUUUUACGGAUUUCCCUUCAACAUACAACAUUGAGCCAGAUACUGAUACUUACAAUACAGUGAUUAAGGCUUUUUGUGAGGCGGGUGAGUCCAGUUCAGGUUAUUCAGUUGUGUCUGAGAUGGGGAGAAAGAACUGUAAACCAAACACAACAACAUUCAAUAAUAUGAUUGCUGGGUUUUAUAAAGAGCAGAAGACUGAGGAUGUGGGGAAGGUAUUGAACUUGAUGAAAGAGCAUGGGAUUACACCAGGUCUUAGCACGUAUAAUAUUCGGAUUCAGAGUUUGUGUAAGCUCGGAAGGUCAUUCGAGGCUAAGGCUUUGUUGGAUGGGAUGCGUGAGAAGGGGACCCACCCGAAUUCAACUACCUACGCUACUUUGAUUCAUGGCUUCUGUAGGGAAGGGAAACUUGAGGAUGCAAAGAAGUUGUUUAAGACUAUGGUGACCCAGGGCGGUAAACCUGACACUGGUUGCUACUUCACUCUUAUCUACUUCUUGUGUCAAGGUGGAGAUUACGAGACUGCAUUGCAGAUUUCAAAAGAGUGUAUGGAGAAAAAUUGGGUUCCAAAUUUUACAACCAUGAAAUCUCUCGUGGAAGGACUCGUAAGCAUUGCAAAGGUUGAAGAAGCUAAGGAGCUUGUUGCUCAAAUCAAGGAGAAAUUUCCAAAGAACGCUGAUCUUUGGAAAGAAACCGAAGAGAAGCUGUCCCAGUAGAAGGACAGAAUACAAGAACUAGGAUUAGCAUUGUAGUUGAGAUGCCUGCUUGAGUACCACCUUUGUAACCUUUGUGCUGAAGCCAAGAAACUAAGGGUUUUUUUUUCUCAACAGAAGAUAAGGUCAUAAGAUGUUACUUUUACUUGCUGAUAUUUCUUUUUUUAGUUGUAAUACUCAUUCUUUAUUGACCUAAUAAUGGCUUUGUGCAUUAUCUAUC
Beta vulgaris subsp. vulgaris (sugar beet) is the source of this 1558-nucleotide messenger RNA. Its product is annotated as pentatricopeptide repeat-containing protein At1g61870, mitochondrial. The transcript has 2 exons. The record is from RefSeq and is a predicted model, not a curated record. Lineage: Eukaryota; Viridiplantae; Streptophyta; Magnoliopsida; Caryophyllales; Amaranthaceae. Bases 73 to 1341 code for a protein of 422 amino acids. Gene Ontology annotation, molecular function: protein binding.